GAUGUCUAAUCAUCCAUAUAGCAAUGCCCCCCCUCCUCAACCUUUGGCCACAACUUAGGCUCCUAAAUUUGGUCAACCAGCCCUAUAACAACCAGUUCCCUAGGUAGUAUUGUAUUUUCAUAGUAGUAUGCCGUCCCAAUGCAAUAAUCACCAAUCCGAUAAUCAUAUAUCCAACCUGUUCAAUAUGCUCCUGCUCCUUAACAAGUCUAAUAUGUUUAACAACCAGUCUAAUACGUUUAAUAACCAGUCUAAUAAGUCUAAUACGUUUAAUAACCAGUCUAACAAGUUUAAGUGUAAUAAGUUUAAGUACAUAAUUUUAUGAUAUACAAUUUAGCAUCAAUCAAUCAAAGGAGAGUCAAGAAUUGAGUAUGUCCCUUAUUAAAAGGCUGUGGUUGAAUAUGAAGAAUAAGAAGUUGUUCAAUACGUCCCAAGAGAGAGAAAGGUGACAGAUUAUUAUGCUGUUGAGUACUAAACCGAAUAUGUUCCUUAAGUGUUUUAAGAGAAAUACACAGGUAUUCCUAUAUUAAAUAUUAAAGAAUAUGUGCCCGUUGAUAGAUAUCAAGAGAGAGUAGAGUAUUAUCCAGUUGAGAGAUAAGUUGUCCAUCAAUAAGUUUAACCUGUUUAAUAACAAGUCUAAGUUGUCUAACAACCAGUCUAAGUUGUCUAAUAACCAGUCUAAGUUGUUUAAUAACCAGUCUAAGUUGUCUAAUAAUCAGUUUAUUAAUAACCAGCCUAUCAAUAACAAGUUUACUAAUAACCAGUUUAUUAAUAACAAGUUUAUUAAUAACCAGUCUAGUAUGUUUAAUAGCCUGUUUCUUAUGCUUAACCAUUGGUGGCUUCUAGAGUUGUUCCUUAAGGCUUUGCACCCACAUAUGCUCCUUAAUAUGCUUAAUAAUACCAACCAUAACAAAUUGCUUAACAACCAAAGCCCUAAUAAUAAUAAUAAUAGGCACCAAGAUCUAAUAUUGGCCCACAAUGAAC
Molecule: messenger RNA, 981 nt
Organism: Paramecium pentaurelia
Lineage: Eukaryota; Ciliophora; Oligohymenophorea; Peniculida; Parameciidae
Source: the annotation of a GenBank genome assembly